Microdochium trichocladiopsis is the source of this 2767-nucleotide messenger RNA. Its product is annotated as P-loop containing nucleoside triphosphate hydrolase protein. Gene Ontology annotation, cellular component: U4/U6 x U5 tri-snRNP complex; U2-type catalytic step 2 spliceosome; cytosol. NCBI's taxonomy places the organism in Eukaryota, Fungi, Ascomycota, Sordariomycetes, Xylariales, Microdochiaceae. The transcript has a single exon. The coding region runs from base 275 to 2653 and encodes 792 amino acids. Gene Ontology annotation, molecular function: U5 snRNA binding; GTPase activity; GTP binding. The record is from RefSeq and is a predicted model, not a curated record. Gene Ontology annotation, biological process: mRNA splicing, via spliceosome.
AUCGGCCUUAACCAAGCUCCAGUCGAGCACUUGCACCUUUUGUCACCAACCCGUCGCAUUGCCAAUUCAGAGUGCGCAUCUCUGGCGGCCAAGCAUACAAUCUCGCGGCGCCGACUCAAAAGCCGCGGCUCUUGCGCUUCAACCUCGGCAACGUUUUUUCGGGUCGCUCAGUCUACCGACAAAGGCAAACCCAUCGUCCCGAUACCUGCCACGACGACCAUUGACGGCCGCUUGCGCGUAGCUGCAGCGCCCGCUGCGAUCCUCUCCGCCCAUCAUGGGCGACCUGUAUGACGAGUUUGGAAACUUCAUCGGCGAGGAUGCCGACGCCUCAGAGCAAGAGUCGGAGCAGGGUGUCGAUGCCAACGCGUACCUCGACCAGGACGAUGAGUCGGACCGCGACGCUGCCGACCAGGAGCUGAUGCAGGUCGACGAUGACGGGCCUUCUAACGCCGUCAUCCUUCACGAGGACAAGCAGUACUACCCGACCGCUCAGCAGGUCUACGGCGAGGAUGUCGAGACCAUGGUCCAGGAAGAGGACGCGCAACCACUAACGCAGCCCAUCAUUGCGCCCGUUGAAGUCAAGAAAUUCUCCGUCGAGGAGACCGAUCUGCCCCCAGUCUACUUUGACCGCGAGUUCAUGACCGAUCUCAUGAACUUUCCCGACCAAAUGCGCAACAUCGCUCUAGCCGGCAAUUUACACCACGGAAAGACCGCUUUGAUGGACAUGCUUGUCCUUGAGACACACAAUAUCGCCCAUCGGCUCGAGCACAGGACGGGCAAGAAACGCGAUGAGCAGCUCAGAUACACAGACGUCACCGUCGUCGAGCGCGAGAGGGGUGUUUCCGCCAAGGCCGCGCCCAUGAGCUUGGUCCUGCAAAGCACCAAGGGCAAGUCGCACUUGCUCAACAUCAUCGACACGCCUGGCCAUGUCGACUUUGUCGACGAGGUUGCCGCGGCUUUGCGACUGGUCGACGGCGUUGCGCUCGUCGUUGACGUGGUAGAAGGCGUUGGCGUCAACACGGAGAAGAUUAUCAAGCACGCAGUGCUGGAAGGCCUGCCGCUGGUUCUCAUUCUCAACAAGAUGGAUCGAUUGAUUCUCGAGCUGCGGUUGCCGCCAGUCGAUGCCUAUUUCAAGCUGAAGCACGUCAUCGAACAGGUCAAUACUGUCAUAGAGAACACGAUACCAGGCUCUGGUGCCGAGCGGCGAGUCAGCCCAGAAAAGGGCAACGUCCUCUUCGCAUGCAGCAGCAUGGGCUGGUGCUUCACCCUUCCAUCUUUUGCCAAGAUGUAUGCCGACAUGUACCCGGGAGUCAAUUCGGUCGAGUUCGCGAAGAGACUCUGGGGCGAUGUCUACUUCAACCCCAAGAAGAGGACGUUCAGCAGGAAACCGCUCCCUGGGGAGACCAGAGCAGCCAGGUCUUUUGUGCGUUUCGUCCUCGAACCCAUAUACAAGGUCUUCUCGGUCACCAUUAGCCAGAGCCCUGAGGAUCUCAAGGACUCGCUCGCAAUCGUCGGCAUCGUGCUGAAGCCAUCGCAGUAUAAGCUAGACGCCAAGGCUCUACUCAAACUGGUCUGCGAGCAAUUCUUCGGCCCAUCGACGGGCUUCGUCGACAUGAUUGUCCAGCACAUCCCUUCGCCAGCAUCUGGCGCGGAACGCAUGCUGGAGCGAUACUACACCGGUCCACUGGACACCAAGGUUGCAGAGUCCAUGCGGAAGUGUGACCAGGACGGCCCGCUGGUCAUGCAAAUCACGAAGCUCUUCAACACCCCAGACGCGAAGAGCUUUUACUCCUUCGGCCGUGUGAUGAGUGGCAUUGCCCGCCCAGGCGCCCAAGUCCGUGUCUUGGGCGAAGGCUACUCCAUUGACGACGAAGAAGAUAUGACGGUGGCGACGAUUGCGGAUGUCUUCAUCGCAGAGACACGCUACAACGUUGAGACCAGCGGCAUACCUGCUGGCAAUUUCGCACUCCUCGCCGGCGUCGACAACUCCAUCGUGAAGACUGCGACGAUUGUCCCGAUGAAGCUCGAAGAUGACGAAGACGCCUAUAUAUUCAGGCCGAUAUCUCACUUCACAGAAUCUGUUCUCAAGAUUGCUGUCGAGCCGAUCAACCCAUCAGAACUCCCGAAGAUGCUCGACGGCCUGCGAAAAAUCAACAAAAGCUAUCCCCUCGUCACGACAAAGGUGGAAGAGUCAGGAGAGCACAUCAUAUUAGGAACAGGAGAAUUGUAUAUGGAUUCUGUACUCCACGAUCUACGGAGACAGUACGCAGACAUGGAAAUCAAAGUCUCGGAUCCUGUCACACGAUUCUGUGAGACUGUGGAUGAGAUGUCUGCCACGAACUGCUACGCCAUUACACCAAACAAGAAGAACAAGAUCACAAUGGUCGCCGAGCCAUUGGACGACGGCAUCGCCGAAGACAUCGAAAGUGGUCGUGUCAAGAUGCGCGAUGGAACACGCAAAGUAGCCAAAUUCUUCGAGGAAAAGUAUGGCUGGGACCUGCUGGCUGCGAGGAGCAUCUGGGCCUUCGGACCGGACGAGACGGGGCCGAACAUCUUGCAGGACGACACGCUGCCCUCCGAGGUAAGUCAUACCUGCGCAUCCCCGUAUUCCAGGUUGCAGCUGCCAUGCAGAAAACUUUGCAAAACCCCGUGAGAGUGGCAAAUUGCUAUGGGUCGUUCACGCCAAUCGACGCGCAUGAUGCAACCACAUGUAGGGCCAACGCUAAUGCUGCCGGGAUGCCAACAGGUCGACAAAUCUCUGCUGCGC